CCCAGAAUGUUUCUUCUACUGACUGUACUCCAAGUCAUGGCUGUCGCCAUGGUCCAGAGCCAAGAAGACGAUAACAAGAUAAUCGGUGGCUAUCCGUGUGCCCAGUACUCCCAGCCAUGGCAGGUAGCUCUGCUGGCAGGUCCCGGGCGCCGCUUCUUGUGUGGAGGGGCCCUGCUGUCUGAUCAGUGGGUCAUCACUGCUGCUCAUUGUGCCCGCCCGACUCUCCACGUAGCCCUGGGAAAGCACAAUCUGAGGAGAUGGGAGGCGACUCAGCAAGUUAUACGCGUGGUUCGCCAGGUACCACAUCCCCAGUACCAGCCUCGGGCUCACAACAAUGACUUGAUGCUGUUGCGGCUGCAGAGGAAAGUACGGAUGGGGCGGGCAGUGAGGCCCAUCAUCCUGACUAGCUCCUGUGCCAGCCCUGGGACUGCCUGCCGAGUGUCAGGCUGGGGAACCAUAUCCAGCCCCAUUGUCAGGUAUCCCAACAGACUGCAGUGCGUGAACAUCAACAUCAUGCCAGAGCAGGUGUGCCGUAACGCCUAUCCCGGAGCCAUCACCGAUGGCAUGGUGUGUGCUGGCGUCCCUCAGGGCGGGAAGGACUCUUGUCAGGGUGACUCUGGGGGACCCCUGGUGUGUGGAGGACAGCUCCAGGGCCUUGUUUCCUGGGGGAUGGAGCAUUGUGCCAGGCCUGGCUACCCAGGGGUGUACAGCAACCUGUGCAAGUACCACACCUGGAUCCGGCGAACCAUACAAGCCUGAUGGUCACCGCGUCACUGACCAUCCCUUAACAGCUGCCUCGGUACUCCCCUCUUUCCUCAGACCCCAGCCCUCCCCCCUUAUCCUCUGGCCCUCUUCCCUCAGACCUCAGCCUUCUUUCCUCAGUCCCAGGGGUACAGACCCCAGCCCUAAUUCAGACCGAGGAGCCCCCUCCAGCAUCCUCUCCCCAUACCCCAACUUCUACUUCCUAUCCAAAAGCAGUGGCUCUAGGUUUUC
Molecule: messenger RNA, 993 nt
Organism: Jaculus jaculus (lesser Egyptian jerboa)
Lineage: Eukaryota; Metazoa; Chordata; Mammalia; Rodentia; Dipodidae
Gene: Klk14
Product: kallikrein related peptidase 14
Exons: 5
Coding region: 7-759 (250 amino acids)
Biological process (GO): epidermis morphogenesis; seminal clot liquefaction; proteolysis
Molecular function (GO): serine-type endopeptidase activity
Source: RefSeq, a predicted model, not a curated record